UUAAAUUGUUAUUUCAAACAACAACAACAACAACAAAAAUGAUUGUAUGGAUACAAACAGGUUAUGCAAUGCCUAUCAAGUUGUCAGUCAAUAAUAAUUAUUGGGUUAAACCAUAGGUUUUAAGUGUGUUUAUAGUAUAAAGUUUAUACACUGUGUUGUAGUGUUGGCAGUGAUUAUACAAACAAAUCAAUUAAAUUAAAAAAAAAACAAUUUUUUAAUUUUAUGAAAAUGUGGUUAAAAUUUUUUACUACAAAACACAUGUUAAUGAUGUGGUUAUGAUAUAUGAAAUGAAAAACAAGAUAAUUAUUAUUAGUAUUUAUAAUAAUUUAUAAGUUUUAAUGUCUAAUUUGUGGCGAAUCACCAAAUAUGCGACAAUUGCCGCAUUGGGCGGCUCUACAGUCCAUGUCCUCAACCAAAACGAUUGGGAUGUUCAAAAUAUAGGAGCCGUACGUUUCGGUCGGGCGGCACUUACCGUUGGCCGGAUUGCCGUCGACUACAAGAUGUCCGUCUCGGGUCGCCAUAACGAUGGUUCACCAGAAUCGCUGGCCGUUUGGUCGGAAACACAUAAGCGAGCGGCCAAUCGUCUACUAUGGUUGUGCUGUCAAAACGGCGGCGUUUUCAUUAAAGUUGGCCAACAUAUCGGUGCACUCGAGUAUCUCGUGCCUCACGAGUACGUAUCGACACUGAAAGUAUUGCACAGCAGAGCUCCCCGUUCGUCCAUCGAUGACAUCAAACGAGUGAUUCACGCGGACACUGGCCAGACAACUGAUGAAUUAUUUGCCGAAUUUGAUGAAGAACCUAUUGGUACGGCAUCGCUGGCACAGGUACAUAAAGCCAGACUACACGACGGUAGGCUAGUAGCUGUCAAAGUACAACAUCCGCGUGUCAAACAACACAGUUAUAUCGAUAUGACAACUAUGGAUAUUCUGGUCAAACUAGUGGACAAAAUAUUUCCCGAAUUUUCCUUCCAGUGGUUGGCCGAAGAAACCCGUCGUAAUUUGCCACUCGAAUUGGAUUUUAUUAAUGAGGGCCGAAAUGCCGAACGUAUUGCCCGAACUUUUGCUCAGUGUUCGUGGCUUAAGGUGCCGGCCAUCGAUUGGACGAUUUCAUCGAAACGAUUGUUGACUAUGGAAUACUUGGACGGCUGCGAAGUGACCAACAAAAAGUAUAUGAUUGACAACGGUAUCGACUGUCGACAAGUGUCGCAUCGAUUGGGUCUUAUGUAUAGUCAAAUGAUUUUCAUCGAAGGCUAUGUCCACUGCGAUCCACAUCCCGGCAACAUAUUGGUCAACAAACUAAAGGACGGAAGUCCGCAGAUUGUUCUACUCGAUCACGGAUUAUAUACACAAUUGACCGAAAAGUUUAGACACGAAUACUCUCGUAUGUGGUUAGCAGUCAUUAACAGCGAUGUCAACGAAAUGAAGGUCUGGGGCGAAGCACUGGGUGUCGGCAAACUGUUUCCCCUAUUGGCCUGUAUUAUGACUGCCAAACCCUGGAAUGUUAUCCAAAGAGGUCUCGACAAGACUGUCGAUAAAGAGACACAAAAGAAAGAGUCACGAGAACUACGUGAAUACGCGUCACAAUAUAUAAGCCAAAUAUCGGAACUGUUGUCUAAAGUCGACCGACAGAUAUUGCUUGUGUUCAAAACAAACGAUUUGUUGCGAUCUAUAGACUAUGCACUGGGAACUGGUGGCGAACGCCGAUCACUGUUAACAAUGUCCCGGUGCUGUGUUCGGGCUGUCUAUGAUCAACAAUAUCGUCAAUCUCAUCACUGGUGGCAACAAUUGUCGCUAAUUCUUAGAUUUCAUUGGAUCGAAACCAAACUUUCCUGUUAUUCAUUAUAUUUAUGGCUAACAGUUCUCAUAUGGGGUCAACAAUACCAAUGAUUUAACUUAUUAUGUUUUUUUUGUGUCAAAUCUAUUAUUGAUAUAUCAUAUACAGUAUAUAUAUAUAU
Molecule: messenger RNA, 1954 nt
Organism: Oppia nitens
Lineage: Eukaryota; Metazoa; Arthropoda; Arachnida; Sarcoptiformes; Oppiidae
Gene: Adck1
Product: aarF domain-containing protein kinase 1-like
Exons: 5
Coding region: 339-1886 (515 amino acids)
Biological process (GO): lipid homeostasis; mitochondrion organization
Cellular component (GO): mitochondrial inner membrane
Source: RefSeq, a predicted model, not a curated record